UAUUGCUUGUCCGAGCUCUCCAUUGGGCCUGCGUAUAGCACUGGGCUCCAGCUGGACACGCAAAGAAUGCAACAGCAAACGCCGCAAAAACGCUUUGAAUUCCGGGCCUUGGCACCACCCGCACCGCCACCUUCCGCCCGGCCCUCAGAUGCCCAGCAUAACAAUAUAUCCCCGCCGCCGACACCCUUGGAGAUUUGCCCAGAUGGCAUUGUCCUGCACAUCGACCCGGCCCCGGCGAUGCACGGAAUGGAGUGCGAGCCUCGGCCAUUGGCACGGCACACGCUGUGGGCUUCGUUGCGGGACGAGGCGCGUCGCCGUGCUGUCAGCGCCUGAACAAGCCUGGUGUACGGGUGUCGCUGCCCUCCCGGCGGAGACUAUACGCCCGAUGCUCACAAAGCAUGCGAAUUGCGGGAAACCUCAGAUCUUGUUUUUCGGCCACCAACAGCGCUUCUUCUUCCUGUUGAACAAAACACCUCUUUCCGCCCCCGUCCAGAAAACCAUGUUGUCCAAGCAAUUUGCCCGUGGCUUUG
Metschnikowia bicuspidata var. bicuspidata NRRL YB-4993 is the source of this 530-nucleotide messenger RNA. RefSeq lists its product as uncharacterized. The transcript has a single exon. The coding region runs from base 67 to 333 and encodes 88 amino acids. Lineage: Eukaryota; Fungi; Ascomycota; Pichiomycetes; Serinales; Metschnikowiaceae. The record is from RefSeq and is a predicted model, not a curated record.